Molecule: messenger RNA, 1399 nt
Organism: Saccostrea cuccullata (small rock oyster)
Lineage: Eukaryota; Metazoa; Mollusca; Bivalvia; Ostreida; Ostreidae
Exons: 9
Coding region: 1-1377 (458 amino acids)
Source: RefSeq, a predicted model, not a curated record
AUGAUAUUCAUUUUAUAUUUUACAGACGUCUCCAUCCUUACGCUUAUUUUUACAACGGUUUUUCAAGGAUCUUUGGCUGCUAUUUCUUGUUUUUCCUGUCCGGACAGAAUCGCAUAUCCUCGGGAUUGUCCGUUUGUAACUCAAUGUGGGGAUCACGAGAUUUGUUACAUUGACCAGUUCAUAACUCCAGAUGGACAUAUAUUCUACAGGAGCGGUUGUCGGUCAAAAUCUAUUUGUGGACUGAAUGGUAAGCGUGACGCCCCGGGGGUGAGGAGACAAGUCGGGGAGGGGGGAGAGAUCAAAACCUGUGAGGAAUGUUGCAAUUCUGAUCACUGUAACUAUGGAGGCUGUGGACAGCCGGCCCUCCCUCCAAUGGGCAAAAGAGGACCAAUUUGCUACAAUUGUUUCCAACAACAGAUUGAGGAUGGAUGCAACAAAGUGACCGUGUGUCCCGAAGAUUGUGAAUGUCACAUCAUGCGGGCACCUGGGGUUCAAUAUGAUUUGGCCUAUACUACAGGAUGUGUUCGCAAAUCGACAUGCCAAGCAUCGGGCCACGCUGUGGUUGGUAGAGGGAUGAGCGAGCACAACUACAACUUAGCCCCCAGAGAAGUGGAGAAGCGUGCUGGAUUCUGCUUCACCUGCUGUCCAAACGAUAUGUGUAACCGUAACUGUUCCAUGGCGCACUCUCAUGCGGCUUCAACGACGGCUUCACCAACCUCAACAUCCGUAUCUUCUUCAAUGGCGUCUUCUACAGCAACCACAACCAAUAUAAUAUCAACAGCAUCAACAACAUCCAAAACAACAACACCCACAUCAACACAAUCCUCUACAACAGCGAGUACCCCUACUUCACCUACAACAUCAGCGACCACUUCCACAACAUCAGCAACAACUACUAGCACAGUAACCACCACCACCACAACAACAACGAUGUCAACUACUACAGCGACACCUAAAUGCCCCUCUGAUUUCAAGCAGUACUUGAACCACUGCUACUAUUUCUCCACCGAAAUAAAAUACUGGAGAGAGGCCGGCCAGAUCUGUAAAGUAAAGGGAGGUUACUUGGUAAAGAUUGAAGACCAGCUAGAGGAAAAUUUCAUCCGGAGUUCUAUUCAACCUCUUGUAGAUAAUAAUCAAAUGCCAAAUUAUGUGUGGGGGUACUACAUCGGAGCUCACUUGGUACAGGGGCAAUGGCAGUGGAGUGACGGGGUACCAGUCAAUUACACAAACUGGGGAACCAACGAACCGGACAAUCCGGGAGAGCAGAACUUUGGGUUAAUCUUCCUUCCUGGACAUUACGUGGGGGACUACAAAUGGGGCAGUCAUAAAGACAUGCAAGGAACAUCGCGUUAUAUAUGUGAAAAAGAUCUGAUUUAAUAAAAGUGGGACAAACCUAGAA